GAUUUGUAACGUUUACACUUCUGACUUUGGGAAAGAAGAAGUUCUGCAGAAAUGUCGAAGAUUGAGAAAAUGAGCAUCCUCGGAGUGAGGAGUUUUGGGGUAGAGGAUAAAGACAAACAAGUUAUCACUUUCUUUAAUCCAUUAACUAUUUUGGUGGGACCAAAUGGUGCAGGAAAAACGACUAUCAUUGAAUGUCUUAAAUAUAUAUCCACUGGAGAUUUUCCUCCUGGCACCAAAGGAAGCUCAUUUGUUCACGAUCCAAAGAUUGCCAAUGAAACAGAUGUUAGAGCUCAGAUUCGAUUACAGUUUCGAGAUGUAAACGGAGAGCUUGUAGCUGUCCAGCGAUCCAUGAUCUGUACCCAGAAGGGCAAGAAAACAGAAUUUAAAACACUUGAAGGUGUCAUUACUAGAACAAAGCAUGGCGAGAAGGUCAGCCUGAGUUCCAAGUGUGCAGAAAUCGAUCGAGAGAUGAUCAGCGCCCUUGGUGUUUCCAAGUCGGUGAUUAACAACGUCAUUUUCUGCCACCAAGAAGAAUCCAACUGGCCAUUAAGUGAAGGGAAGGCCCUGAAACAAAAAUUUGAUGAGAUCUUUUCAGCAACAAGGUAUAUUAAAGCGCUCGAAACUCUUCGUCAGGUACGACUGAAACACGGCUCAAAAGUAAAAGAGUGUCAGACAGAACUGAAAUAUCUGAAACAGAAUAAAGAAAAAGCACAGGAAAUCCAGGAUAAUCUUAGCAAUAGAGAGGCUCAACUGGCUGCUUCUAAGGAGAAUGUAAAAUCAAUUGAGAGCCAACUUGAACCUCUAAAGAGUUCCCUGGCAGCAGUUGAACAGAAUCUCACGAAAGUAAUGAGGCUAGACAACGACGUAAAGGCCCUGGAGAGCAGGAGGCGGCAGAUGGAGAAGGAUAACCAAGAUCUGCAACAGAAGAUGGAAAAGGUUUUUCAGGGAACAGAUGAACAGCUGAGGGACAGAUACCAGAACCACCAGAAAACAGUGAAGGAGAAAGAGAAGAGAUUGUCAGACUGUAAGCGUGAAUUAGACAGAGCCGCCAAAGAAUGCCAGAGAUUCAACAGUGAGAAAUCAGAGCUACUUAUUGAACGAGGUCGUCUUCAACUGCAAGCAGAUCGUCACCAGGAGCACAUCGCAACGAGGGAUUCAUUAAUUCAGUCUUUGGCAGCACAGCUGGAAUUAGAUGGUUUUGAGCGAGCACCUUUUAAUGAAAAGCACAUUACCAGUUUUCACAAGUUGUUGAAGGAGAGACAGCAAAGAGAUCUAGAAGCUGCAAAUAAUUUGAUG
This is a messenger RNA of Mesitornis unicolor (brown roatelo), 1296 nucleotides long. Its product is annotated as DNA repair protein RAD50-like. The transcript has 8 exons. Gene Ontology annotation, molecular function: double-stranded telomeric DNA binding; single-stranded telomeric DNA binding; ATP hydrolysis activity. The annotation marks the transcript as partial. Gene Ontology annotation, cellular component: condensed nuclear chromosome; Mre11 complex; nucleus. The record is from RefSeq and is a predicted model, not a curated record. Gene Ontology annotation, biological process: chromosome organization involved in meiotic cell cycle; double-strand break repair; telomere maintenance via recombination. Lineage: Eukaryota; Metazoa; Chordata; Aves; Mesitornithiformes; Mesitornithidae.